AGCAACAGCAUUCGACCCAUGGAAACGAAGAUGACGCUGCGCUUAGUCAGCAUAUUAUCGGCGGCACUGCUUUUCCUCUGGCCCGCACAGCUGGAUGCAUUUAUCACACCGAAUACAGGUUGCCAUCACAAUGGCACCUGGUUUGCCGACAAAUCGGUGGUGCCCAGCAUGGAGAAAUGCCUCAGCUGCCAGUGCAAUCGCAAGACGCUCGUCUGCCGGCUGAAGGUGUGCCCCGAAAUGCCCAUGCCGCCGCCCCGGGGCUGUGUGGUGGUCCAAAGGAAGAGCAGCUGCUGUCCAUACCUGUCCUGUGCCCGAUUGGAUGCCUUCUACAAGAUACCCACCAAGCGGCGCAUCAUCGCCUACCUGGACCACUACGAGCGGGAGUCCAUUGAUCGUGUGGUCAAUGACAAUAUGCUGCAAAGGCGCUCCGAUGACUCCGAUACGGAUUUGUUUGUUUGCGUUAAGAAUGGAACUGUGUACAAGUCCGGCUCUGCCAUGUCCUCAUCCAACCUGUGCAGCUACUGCUAUUGCAUAGGUGGCACAGAGAAAUGCGUCAAGCCCAAGUGCAUGCUGCCGCUGGACGGCUGCAAGCCCAUCUUUGUGGACUCGGCCUGCUGUCCCGUGCGCUACGAUUGCAGCAGCAAAACCUCCGGCAAAUCGUCGCAGGAGGUGCGCUAUCGCAAGACCUCCAACAAGCACUUCCAGCGCAUGUCGCAGCGCCUGCAGCGGAAUCGGGGCUGCACCGUCGGCUCGCAGUUCUAUGCGGAGGGGCAGAAGAUGCGCUCGGAUGCGGACAGGCCGUGCGACAUUUGCUUCUGCAUACGCGGCACACGACGCUGUGCGCCCAAAAAGUGUUCGCCGGCGCUCAAGAACUGCAUACCGGUGGUGCCCAAGGGCCAGUGUUGCCCCUCCAGCUACGACUGCGGCAGCCAGCGGGACUAUCGACGCUCGCACAACUCGCGCCAGUUCAAUCUCUACAACAUGCUCUUUGGCAAGGAGGAGCAGCAGAUGGAGGGCGAGGCGGAGGCGGUGCUGCCACCACAAAACUCCAUGGCCGAACGCUAUCCGCACGAUCGUCAUCCGACGCGGGCGCCGCCUGCGGGCGAUGCGCUGGCGGCGAGCAGCGAGAAGAGCAUCCUGGACACGCUGCGCGAGGGUCUCGAGUUCAUCGAUGGCAACAACAACCAGAUGCUGGCCAAUAACCUGGAUCUGGUGGGGCUGAGAACGACACCCGUCCCAGCCACGACACGCGAGGAGGCGCCCACGGCGCAGAUGAGCAGCACGACGACCACCCUGAGUUUCCUCGAUCUGCUGCUGGGUCCCAGCACGGAGUCGGUGCAGGUGCCAGAGUCGACCACCACAGCGAAGAACACGCUCUCCUGGAUGGACAUACUACUGGGUCCGGAUGAGGAGGAGCUGCCACCCAUCACCGAAUCGUACGCCGAGUCCAGCACUGACUACAGCAGCAGCAGCUCGACGGCGAUGAACAGCAUCAAACGGAUUGCCGACGACUUCGAUGAGCAGCUGGACAAUGGCGGCAUUGCGGUGGGUGAGCUGCCCGCGGAGGCGCAGCACAUGGGACUGGCCAAUGCGGGCAUCUGGCCGCGACCCAGCCAAGAGAUUGUGCCAGCGACCAAGGAGGAACCCAGCCUGUUGAAUGUCUUUAUGGACGGGCUAUCGGGCAUGCUGGAAGAAACAAAUAAUGACACCAGCAGCAGCAGCAGUACAACAACAACAACAACAACCACUGUGCGACCUGCGCCCAUGUUCCGUCCACUGCCGAGCCACAAGCUGACACACAAUCGGAUCAACUCCAAGCUGGCGAAUCUAACAGUGACACCGCCCAUGCUGGUGGUCACCAGCAAAUAUGGACAGCCAGUGACGCACAGGGUCAGCACAACAACAACAACAACAACAACAAAGCAGCCAGCAACAACAACAACAACAACAAAGAGAGCCACAACAACAGCGACAAUUAAAACCACAACAAAGCCAACGGCAACGACAACAGCCAAACCGAAGCACAAAACCACACGAAAGACAGUGACAGCAGCAGCCAAGGCGACAACGGCAGCAGACAGCAGCAGCAGCAGCAGCAGCACAACACCAAAAACAACAACAAGAAGCAGCAGCAACAAAUCGAAAUCAAAGCCCAAACCGAAGCCCAAGCCAUCGCACAUUAUAACGAGCACAUCGACACAGCCUUUGCUGAUCAAAACGAAUCCCACAAUUCUGGAAGCCGAACCACUGGACUCCACCGGGGAGCCCACGCUGCCGCCCAGUCUGCCCAAUCUGAAGAUUAUACCCUUCCUGCCCACGGAUGCUGUGGAAACGGUGCCCAAGGAGAGCCUCUACCCGAAUAAUGGCUACUAUCAGCAGCAGCAGCCCUCGCAGCUAGCCACCGAUAAAAUGGAUGUUGUGAGCUACGAUACAGCAGACGAUACAGUGGCGCUGUAUGCCCAGCCCAAGCCCGAUCAGGCGGCCUACAAGUACAAGUUCAAUGUGGAAGUGCCCGCCGUGGAGCCAGCGCCCGAGCCGGUGGUGCAUGUGGGUGGGCAGUAUCAGGGCAGUGCGGCAUAUGUCAAGUUUGAUUUCGAUGAGCAGGUGCUGGCGCCGGCACACAGCGGCUUCUCGCCACCCACAGAGACGGAGGGUGGCUUCAUGCCCAAGGAGCCGCUGGUCAUCGAUGGCGAAGUGUUGCAGGAGCAUGUCACCGCCGCCGACAGCUAUCACGCGGUCACGCAGCACAUCAUCGAUAUAACCACGGGGGAGGAUCAUGCCAACGAUACUUUAUCGAUAGAAAUUACCACGCCUGAUCCCUUUAAGGAUGUGAUUCACACAGAACCGCCGCCCAAUUUGGAUGCACUUAACGAGGAUAAAGCGAACAAGCAACCCCUGGAGGAGCACAUUGAGACUGUCACCUACAGCAUCAGCAACUCAACAGCAGCCUCGGCCAGCUCCACUUUAUCCUCUGGCUCUGGCUCCAUCAGCGCAGACUCUGCCUCUGCUGCAAGCACAACGGAAAAGCAAAUAACGCUCAUGGAUAAAUUCGAAAUCAAUAAAUUAGAUAAGCUCUUGGAUGAGCUGCUGGGCAUGGAACUGCCCAAGGCAGCAGCAGCAGCAGUUGUCAGCACUGUGCCGCCCUUUAAGCAGAUGCCAGACAAGAGUUCACAGCCAACAACAGACCCCACAACUCCCCCAACUACACGCCCAACUACACGCCCAACAACAGCCCCAACGACACCCCCAAGAACUCCCACAACAACAAGCAGUUCAACGUCCAGCACAACCGUAAGAGCAACGACAACACGUGGCACAAACAAAAAGGGCAACAGUAAAACGAAAACCAAACAAUCGACGGGCAACAGACGUAAUCCAGGGCCAAGUAGAACCAAAAUUCAAACGGCCACACGUCGAACUUUGGUCAACAAGACAACACGAGUGCCACCAGCAGCAACAACAGCGAGUGCAGCAACAACAACGAGUGCAGCAACAACAACGAGAGCUGCAGCAGCCACAGAGGAAUCCACAAUUGUGGCGGCAACCAGCACUAUGCAUCCAUUUCUAAACUCACCAUUCGACAAAUUACCGUUCAUGGACACCAGCUAUGAGGUGCGACCGCACAGACAGCAACCGCAGCAGCAGCAACAGCAGCAGCAGGUCGAGCCACCGGAGCAACAAUUCCACCAUUACCAGCAUGCACCAAGCACAACAACAACGCCAACGACAACAUCCACAACCGAGGAAGCUGCACGCUCCGCGGAGAGGCAGAGAGACAGGGAGAGGGACAGGGACAGUAGCAGCGAUGAGAGCAGCAACAGUGGCAACAGCAGCCCCAUGGAUCCCCUGGGCAGCAUGCUGAAACUGGCGGGCUGCAACAUUUAUGGCCGCAUGUAUCGCGUGGGGCGGAUUAUCGUCGAAUUAUCCAGCCAGUGUCUGGAGUGCAAGUGCACCGAAGUGGGGGUCAAGUGCGGCCCAUUAGACUGUUAAUUUACUAUGCAUCUUAAUCUAGAAUUUAGUUUAAAAGUUUUAAAGUUUUAAAAUGUUGCAAAGUCUUUACGACUUUCCCCUUAAGUGUUUAGCGGUUAAGUUUCAGCCUGUAAGAUUUAUGCUAAUCCAUAGCCUGUAACUAAUUAAGGGGUAGCAUAAGCCUAACUACUAAAUUGUAUUAUAAAAAUAUAUAUAAAUAUA
Drosophila obscura is the source of this 4191-nucleotide messenger RNA. RefSeq names its product mucin-5AC. The record is from RefSeq and is a predicted model, not a curated record. NCBI's taxonomy places the organism in Eukaryota, Metazoa, Arthropoda, Insecta, Diptera, Drosophilidae. Gene Ontology annotation, molecular function: protein binding.